This is a messenger RNA of Hylaeus volcanicus, 4609 nucleotides long. RefSeq lists its product as uncharacterized. Bases 569 to 4168 code for a protein of 1199 amino acids. The transcript has 21 exons. Gene Ontology annotation, molecular function: lipid binding. NCBI's taxonomy places the organism in Eukaryota, Metazoa, Arthropoda, Insecta, Hymenoptera, Colletidae. The record is from RefSeq and is a predicted model, not a curated record.
GCCAUUCGCGGUACCAACAACAAUUUCGUUCAGUGAAGCUCCGUGUGCCGGCAGACGAGCAUCCGUGUGUACCUGCCGGCCGCCCGAAAAUAUGAUAACGCACCCCCCGCGGCGGUUCGGUCAAUUCGAUUAACCCUCACGGUGUACCGAAAGAUGGAAAACGAUUCCGACGCUCGAAACAUCGUACGACUCGAACGAGCUGAAUCCAGUGCUCGUACGGCGACGUAGCCUGCAUAAUUAGGAAUUAUAUAAACAUUAAAUUCGCACCUGUUACGCCAUUAUCUCGAUCGGAUGAUCGAUCUUUGAAUCUUCCUAUUCAAUGCAACACGGAAGUGGUAUGAUAACGUUUAAUGUCCCAUCUGGGUUCCCAUGUGGCCCUCCAAAAGGUAUAAUGCAUCACCCACCAUUCAGAUCGAAGGUCCCUAAAUCGUUCUAACGCGUGAUCAGGGAAAGGAUUUCGGCUCGGUAGCCGUGUUAUCGAAGCCAUUGGUUGAUCAUUUUAUCGAGAUAAAAGCGACCGUAGAGAGUGUGUCCAAGAGAGGCGCAAGAAAUCGUUCGAAAGAAAAGUAUGCAGCUACUUUCCAGUUUCAUGGCGAGGCACCUGAAGCGAGGAACAUCCUUGAAAAAAGGAAAACGCGAAGGCACGGGCAGCGGAAAUUAUAUCGGUAAUUGUCCACCAUCGACGGGGGGUCCACCCAGGAUCAUUAACAGUACCACCGGUUACGGUACUGCGCCUGGGGGUGCCAAUAUGAUCCCCGAGGAUCCUGCUCCCGACGAGGACUUCGCCUUAGCUAUCACUCAGAAAACUCAGAGAGACGCAGAAGCCAUUCGCGGUGCACUGUAUCUCAGUGUGACCCUCGCAAUCGCAUGGAUAAUAGGUGCAGCAGGACUGUCGUUAGCAUGGCUGGUACUAGUUCUUGCGUUGGCAGGAACGAUAUUUAAAGCAAGAAUAUCUCGCCUCCUUCAAUCGACGCUCCAACACGAAUUAGCCAGACUACGUCGAAGAAGGGCUCUGUACAAGGAUGAAACCGCUGAAUGGUUGAGUUUGCUUGUUAACAAAUGGUGGAGAUUCAGUGCUGCGAGUAUAUUUUCCUUGGCAAAGGAAAGGCUGGAGCCUCUCUUGAAUGAAGCUAAACCUGGAAUACUCGGUCCACUGGAACUGAGAGAACUCACCCUUGGCGAGCAAACCCCAUGCGUCACACGCGUAAGAACUUUAGACUAUACCAGCGAUGAUGACCUCGACGGGCAAACUGGCCAAACAAAAUUGUCCAUCGAAGCCGACGUGCGUCUCGAUUGCGAGCAAUUUCGUAUGCUCAUCACAACAAGACUAUUUGGGAAAGGAGUCGGGAUGGACGUCGAUUUGGCUGUGGAGAAACUAUCUCUAUCGGGGACUAUCCUUACCACCCUGACCCUUAACUCCAUGGCACCGUUUCCGCACGCAACCUCUUUAAGCGUGAGUUUCUUGGAGAAACCGGACGUUUGGUUCAGCGUGAGAAUUCUACGAGCCGUACAAAUGAUGGAAAUGCCUUUAAUUAAGACCUGGAUCCACGCGGUGGUCACGGACGCUUUGGCUAGCUGGAUCGUUGAUCCAGGUCACCUGGAGAUGGAUCUGAGAGCUCAAGAACGCCCUGGACCUAGAUUGGAUUCUAUAGCAAACUCCAUACCACAGGGAGUGCUUACUGUUGUUUUGUCUCAAAAUGGUUAUCCAGUUCCAAUCGGGGAUGAAGUGAGGUGGCUGGUGGUGACACUGGGAGAUCAAAAACGCGUCACGGCUCCUUUGAAUUCUGCAUGGAACGAGGACGUCUCGUUCUUAGUAGGAGCGUUGGAUAACGAAAAGAUCUCCAUUAAAUUAAAAACGAAACGGCUUGUCAGUACGAUCACUUUGGCACAAUUUGAAUUGCCGCUAGGAGUUUAUAACUGGGACAACUCGCAGGUCGUCGAAACCGUCUUACAACAAAAGAAACCAUCCCGUAAUAGCGCCAACAUUCCAAACAUCAACGCUCGAUUGGAGUACACAACGCUCCCUAAAUUGGAUCCAGAUCUACCGCAACCGGAAGUAGUAGAAGAUAAUUUACAUCUUUCAGUGUCACGAAAAUAUCCGAAUCGAGCACAAAAAUCAGGGGUGCUUGUGGUUUAUAUCCAUUCGGCGGAAAAUCUCAGUAGCGACAGUUCGCAUUGCAAUCCUUAUUGCAUGUUGUUUAAUAAUCGUAAAAAGGUAAAGACAACGCAUUACGUUCGAAGCACCACUUCGCCAUGCUGGGAAUCGAGAACUCAAUUUCUUGUUCAGGAUUACACUCAAGUGUCUUUAAGUUUCGUUGUGUAUUCCUGGAAUAUAUCGAAAUCGUCUGACAGCGAUAUGCUUGGUCUCGCUAUAUUGUCCUUGUCUCAAGACAGUACAUGGAUAGUCAGAAAAGAAUUGACGCUCAGUGGCUCGAAUAAUAUGUCGACGAUGACAGUUUCCGUAAUGUUCCAUCCCAUUAAAAGUGUACAGCAAGUAAUCACCAGUCGAAGAAGUAGCUUGGCUCUUCCUGUUUCGGAUGAUGAACCAAAAUCUAAAAGGAACAGCAUACCAUGGAUGCAACAAGCAAAGCUACUAUUGACUCACAAGGACAUAGAUCCUGCUUCGUCGGACGUAUCGAGUCUACUUUCCACCGGAAGUGGAUUAAUGGAAGUAACUUUGAUGCGUGCCAAAGAUCUCGUAGCAAAAGAUCUGAAUGGGUUCAGCGAUCCUUUUUGCGAAUUGAAGCUCAAUAAUGAAACAAAAUACAAGAGCAGCGUAAAGAAGAAGACGUUGAAUCCCUGCUGGGAUGAAAGUUCCAUUAUGGGUUUACCUAGAAACGGCGAGACCUUGGAUGUCGUUUUAUGGGAUCAUGAUACUUUCGGUAUGAAAGACUAUCUUGGAAAAGUAUCAUUGACUCUCGAUGACGUCAGAAAAUUAUCUAACAGCGAUCAGUCCAAUUGGUUCACAUUAAGAGGAACCAAAACUGGAUCUGUAGAGUUGAAGAUUAAGGUCUUGUCCGAAGAGUGCGAGAUUCAAAGUACGUACGCAGCCAGCAAUAUGAGCGAAAGCUCGAUGCAAUUGAACAUUGAAACCUCCGAGACAGUGUCGAACAUUAUUAGAAGACCUUCGAUGGAAAAAUCAAAGAUGAGAUUGCAUUUGGAUGUCGUACCGCCUCCACCGCCACCGCGUACAGUCACUUUGUUGAAACCUACUAUUUCUAGUCAAUUUGACAAAGCUAGCAUUGAAAGUAAAGAUUCGAACGAGAUGAAUGGAAAUCAAAAUUCAUGGACGCCUAGAAUUAUUAGCGAAGCCGGAACGGAUGUGAUCGAUAACACCGAAACGACAAAGUUAAGAGAUCGACGAUCUUCUCAUAAUAGUUUGACUCCGAGUCCUGAACAAAGCUUCGGCAAAAAGUUACCGCAAUAUAAUAGCUUCCGCGUUAUGAAGCAAAAGGUAAAGAGGGGACUGAAACUUCGUAGAUUUCGUUCAGAAGUCAAUAUUGAAGAGAAGAACGAAGGGAAAGGUAUAACAUUAAGUUUAGAACCUAGAGGUGGUGGGGAAGCUGACGCUACAGAGCUUCUACAAGAAUCUGGUUUAGCUCAUGCUGUAUCACAACCUGAUAUGCUUGGCAGAAUAAGACAGCCCAGUCCGCGUUUAAGACUGAGACCAAAUGAGAUAAAAAAAGUGGUCAAUGGUACCAGAGAAAAGUAUUCUGGCAUUGAAGGCAAAGUUCUUCAGGCUCAAGGUCUCCAUGUUGCACAUAUCGCUCAAUUAUAUUGCAGAAUUAAACUUCAAACAUGUACCAGUCCCGAUAAAAUCGCAUCUUCGGUAAAUAGUGGUAAAACAUUAGCGAAAUCUCGACUUCUACCCGCGAUGCCUAACCCUCAAUUCAGCAUAGACUUUCAUAUAGAGGGUGAGAAUGUUCCAAGACAAUCUUUAUUAAUAUUCGAAAUCAGAAGUGCUAGUAAAGAAUUAUUAGCUAGUCGGCGCAUCACUCUUCACGAAUUACUAGGUGUUUCUGCGGCAACCGAUGAAAUUCGUACAUGGUUAGCAUUGAAUAAUGGAGCAUCAUUGGAAGUAGAAAUUGCUCAUGGAAGAGAGCUUAAAACUAAAUCCACAAAAAAACUAUUCCGGUCUUGGUCUGUACACAGGAUAGGAAAAAUAUAAAACAGUUUAAAAUUGUAUAUUUUUAAUUAAACUAUCAUAUACUUAUUAAACAUCAUAAUUUGCUAAAUACAGUCUUGUACAAAUUGAAAAUUUCUUCUUAAAAAUGUAAUGUAGGAGGUCGAAAUUUUACUCAUUUUCAAACAUCAAAUGUUUUAUUCGUGUAAAUAUAUACAUAUAUAUUUAUAUAUAUAUAUAUACAUAAGCUUUCUAAUGUAAUUUCACAAUGAAAAAUUGUAAUACUCAUAUUUUGUACUAUAAAAUGUGUAUAAGAAAAUAUAUUACUUUUCAUCAUAAAACAAUUUAAAUCGUAAUGACAAAUACUAUUUUUCUGUCAUCAUUUAAAGUAUAAAUUAAAUAGUACGCAUAACAAAAGUAAUUUAUCAACAUUUGUAACAAUAUAUCAACUAUUUAUUGCUAAUAACGUAUAAAAUGUACUCCAAA